UGUCCUGCGUCAUGACGCACUGGCGUACAGACGUGAACAGGCACGCACUAUGAUAACCGGAAGCAUCAAUAGAGCGAUUGAGAAACGGCGAAAAAAAUCGUCACCUGUCGAAUGCGUUCAUAUAUCUCUCCUGCACUCCCAUUAAUCUCCAUACCCCACUUCCAUAACACCCAUACCCUUUCGUUAAUUCGCUGUCAAGUCGGUCUGGACGGAUAAAGCAGAGCUGGCAGUGUAAUUCUUUGCGCAAACGGUGCGUUAUAGCCUCGCAGCAGAACAAAUGUAAACAAGCAGCUGAUCAGCUGUGCGGCCGAAGACGCGCAACGAAACGGCGUAAUGACAGCGACCUGCAGGGUUUGACAAACAUAUUCUGCAUCAUAUAAAGCGAAAUUAGAGAUUUAUUUGCAUGCUGUAGAGUUUUUAUUAGACGUUAGGGCAGUACACGAGGACAACUCCCAACCAACCCAUCGCCUUCACCUCCACUGCGGGCAGCAGCAGAUACAGAACAAACGGCUUAUUUAUUUUUUUAUUGAUUAGAAGGGUGAUAAAUAGAUUAUUUGUCUUAACAUCUGCUUGAAGAUUGGAUAACUUCACGCCUAACAGGAAAAGCAACAGGAUUCGAGAAAUAACAAAGGAAAAAUAAGGUUAACAGUCCCUUCUGGGCCCCAAGGAAUAAAUAAAUAUCAGAAACGUAUUAAUAUUUACAUGAAGCUGGAACUUUAAGGCACCCAAACAUCACAUUUCCUGGGGAGCAGCACAGUAAGGCUGAAAGAUCAGGACUGUCAUGGCACACCAGCAGAUGCCGAGCUCUCAGAAGGCUCUGAUGCUGGAACUGAAAUCCCUGCAGGAGGAGCCAGUGGAAGGUUUCCGCAUCACUCUGGUGGAGGAGUCGGACCUCUACAACUGGGAGGUGGCCAUCUUUGGCCCUCCAAACACACUUUAUGAAGGGGGCUACUUUAAGGCCCAUAUAAAAUUUCCUAUUGACUACCCCUACUCUCCUCCGACCUUCCGAUUCCUCACCAAGAUGUGGCAUCCAAACAUCUAUGAGAAUGGCGACGUGUGUAUUUCCAUCCUCCAUCCUCCUGUGGAUGACCCUCAGAGCGGAGAGCUGCCCUCAGAGCGAUGGAACCCCACACAGAAUGUCAGAACAAUCCUGCUGAGUGUGAUCUCACUGCUGAAUGAACCCAACACCUUUUCUCCUGCAAAUGUGGAUGCCUCGGUCAUGUUUCGCAAGUGGAGGGACAGCAAAGGCAAGGACAAGGAAUACGCAGAGAUUAUAAGGUACGACCACUUCAUCAUUUAA
Molecule: messenger RNA, 1300 nt
Organism: Sinocyclocheilus anshuiensis
Lineage: Eukaryota; Metazoa; Chordata; Actinopteri; Cypriniformes; Cyprinidae
Gene: ube2r2
Product: ubiquitin-conjugating enzyme E2R 2
Exons: 5
Coding region: 782-1300 (172 amino acids)
Source: RefSeq, a predicted model, not a curated record